Tripterygium wilfordii is the source of this 2753-nucleotide messenger RNA. RefSeq names its product potassium channel SKOR-like. The transcript is spliced from 14 exons. Gene Ontology annotation, molecular function: voltage-gated potassium channel activity; protein binding. The coding region runs from base 160 to 2655 and encodes 831 amino acids. Gene Ontology annotation, biological process: transmembrane transport; potassium ion transport. Gene Ontology annotation, cellular component: membrane. The record is from RefSeq and is a predicted model, not a curated record. Lineage: Eukaryota; Viridiplantae; Streptophyta; Magnoliopsida; Celastrales; Celastraceae.
CAUCUAUAAAUUUCAUGGAUGUCUUCGGCCUUUUCACUUGCCAAAUUGAAACAAACACAACUUAACACAAGCCAUCAAUCAAGGCCACCCAGCCAUUCAUUGAUAUUUACAUGUUCAGGCCGCUUUAUCUCUCGUGAUUUGCUCGUGACGCCGUGACGAAUGCCAGGCAGAGGAGAGGAGAGGAAUGAGAGGAAAGGAGAAUCGUCCUCCUCUUCUUCCUCAUCGGAGGGGGAGGAGUACGAGGUUGACGAUCUGAGAGACAGAAUUAAGUCGUCGAGAGGCAGCAGAUUCGAUCUCAUCGAGAACGAGUUCGGUCUCAAGGCUACAUGGAGGAAAUUCAGUACUCAGAGCGUCGUCAACAGCCUCAAGGACCUCUCCGGCCUCAUCAUCUACCCCGACAACUGGUGGUAUCGGGCAUGGACGAAGUUCAUAUUGAUAUGGGCAAUAUACUCGUCUUUCUUGACGCCCAUGGAGUUCGGCUUCUUCACGAAAUUGCCUGAUAAUCUUUUUAUACUGGACAUUGCAACCCAAUUCGUUUUCUUUGUCGACAUUGUUUUGCAGUUUUUUGUUGCCUAUAGAGAUAAGCAGACCUACCGUAUGAUUACUAAGCGUAAAUCUAUUGCUCUAAGGUACUUGAAGUCAAGUUUUAUUAUUGAUUUACUUGGUUGUAUGCCUUGGGAAGCUCUAUACAGGGCUUCUGCAAGGUCAGAAGUGAGAUAUCUUUAUUGGAUUAGGCUUUAUAGAGUGCGAAAAGUCGCAGAAUUUUUUCAACACAUGGAGAAGGAUAUACGAAUCAAUUACUUGUUUACCAGGAUAGUAAAGCUUAUUGCCGUCGAACUGUAUUGCACACAUACAGCUGCCUGUAUCUUUUACUUCUUGGCUACCACUUUGCCUGAAUCUGAAGAAGGCUACACAUGGAUUGGAAGUCUAAAACUGGGUGACUAUAGCUACUCAAGCUUUAGGGACAUUGAUAUGUGGAAGAGGUAUACAACGUCCUUAUAUUUUGCCAUUGUCACCAUGGCAACUGUGGGUUACGGUGAUAUACAUGCAGUUAAUAUGAGGGAAAUGGUGUUCAUUAUGGCUUAUGUGUCUUUUGACAUGAUUCUUGGAGCUUACCUGAUUGGUAACAUGACAGCAUUAAUUGUAAAGGGAUCAAAGACAGAAAGGUUUAGAGAUAAAAUGACAGAUGUGAUCAAAUAUAUGAACAGAAAUAGACUUGGCAGGGGCAUCCGUAAUCAGAUCAAAGGCCAUUUACGUUUGCAAUAUGAAAGUAGCUACACCGAGGCUUCUGUUCUUCAGGAUAUUCCUGUCUCCAUUCGUGCUAAGAUUUCCCAAACUCUAUAUAUGUCUUACAUUGAAAAGGUCUUUCUCUUUAAGGGAUGUUCGACAGAGUUCAUCAAUCAGAUUGUUAUUAGACUUCAUGAAGAGUUUUUCCUCCCAGGAGAAGUGAUAAUGGAACAGGGAAGUGUUGUGGAUCAGCUUUAUUUUGUCUGCCAUGGUACCCUGGAAGAAGUAGGCAUAGGACAAGAUGGAUCAGAAGAGAGUUUUUCAACACUUGAAUUGUACAGCUCUUUUGGUGAAAUUUCCAUCCUUUGUAACAUUGCUCAACCUUACACAGUCCGAGUUCGUGAACUAUGCAGACUUCUACGGAUUGAUAAACAGUCUUUCACCAAUAUCCUUGAAAUAUUUUUUAGCGAUGGGCGGAAAAUACUAAACAAUCUUCUAGAGGGGAAAGAGUCGUACCGAGUUAAGCAAUUAGAAUCAGACAUCACAUUUCAUAUUGGAAAGCAAGAAGCAGAGCUUGCGUUGAGGGUGAACAGUGCUGCGUAUCAUGGAGAUAUUAAUCAACUAAAAGGUUUGAUUCGGGCUGGAGCUGAUCCUAACAAGACAGAUUAUGAUGGAAGAUCACCUUUGCAUCUUGCAGCGGCAAGAGGAUAUGAAGAUAUUGUGCAGUUUCUGAUUCAAGGCGGUGUAGAAAUUAACAUCAAAGAUAAAUUUGGCAACUCUCCGUUACUAGAAGCCACGAAGAAUGGACAUGAUCGAGUUGCUUCUUUACUCAGUAAUGAAGGGGCCUCCUUGCUGAUAGAUGAUGCGGGUAGCUUUUUGUGCACCGCUGUUGCGAAGGGGGAUUACGAUUUUGUUAAAAGGAUGUUGUCCAAUGGAGUUGAUCCCAAUUCCAGAGACUAUGAUCAUCGAACACCACUUCACAUCGCUGCCUCUCAAGGAUUGUAUUUGAUGGUAAAGUUGCUUUUAGAAUCUGAGGCUAGUGUGUCCACAAGGGACAGAUGGGGAAACACACCACUUGAUGAAGGCCGGAUGGGUGGAAGCAAGAACUUGAUCAAGAUCCUGGAAGAUGCAAAAUCUGCUCAAUCAUCCGAAUUUCCUUUUAAUGCUAAAGACCAUACAGAGAAAAAGCAAGCGAACAAAUGUACAGUGUACCCUUUUCAUCCAUGGAGUCCUGAAGCAGAGAGAAGAAUCGGAGUAAUGUUAUGGAUCCCCUCAACUAUCGACGAGCUAAUCAGGACAGCAGCUGAACAGCUUCAACUAUUGAGCGCUUCCUGUAUACUAUCUGAGGAUGCGGGUAAAAUUCUCGAUGCAGGUAUGAUUUAUGAUGGCCAAAAGUUGUAUUUAGUCAGUGAAACUGAAACACAUUGAAUUAUUUGAACCACUUUUUAGCUGUUGUAAAUUAGUAAAACAUUUUAGCAUAGCCUGUAUUCUAUCUGUUUUGUGCAAUGAAGCUUACUUAUAAGCAA